UUGAGUGGUGUUGAAACUCCGCUUCUUUUGAUUGCAAUUCCUGAUGGACAUACAACAACUCCAGCUGUUUCCAAAGAAUCUCAAAAGGUUGCAACUGGACCAUCAACAACCGGUUCUUCCAAUGCUGGGCUUGAAAUUUAUAAUGCAAUUGAUGCUCAAGGAUUAAUUGUUCGAGAGCUCAAAGCUAAAGAUGCGAAGUCGCAAGCAACAAAAGAUGCCAUCGCCAAAUUAUUAGAACUCAAAAAACAAUACAAAGAGGUGACUGGAACAGAUCAUAAACCAGGAAAUCCACCAGCAUCUCAAGCACCAGUCGCAGCUUCUUCGACAUCGUCAAAUUCAGCUUUGGAUAUUUACAAUGCAAUUGAUGCACAAGGAUUAUUGGUGAGAGAACUCAAAGGAAAAGAUGCUAAAUCACAAGCCACAAAAGAUGCAAUUGCAAAGUUAUUGGAAUUGAAGAAGCAAUACAAAGAAGUAACCGGAUCAGAUCAUAAACCAGGAAAUCCACCGGCAUCUCCUACACCUGCUGUUGCAGCUUCGCCAAAAUCAUCAAACUCAGCAUUGGACAUCUACAAUGCAAUCGAUGCACAAGGAUUGAUUGUGAGAGAUUUGAAAUCGAAAGAUGCCAAAUCGCAAGAAACAAAAAGAUGCUAUCGCAAAAUUGUUGGAGCUUAAAAAGCAAUACAAAGAAGCUACUGGAACUGACCAUAAACCAGGAAAUCCACCAGCAUCUCAAACACCAGCUCCUGUUUCUUCUUCAUCUUCGAAUACUUCUCCAUUGGAUGUUUAUAAUGAUAUUGAGAAACAAGGAAAUAUUGUUAGAGAUUUGAAAUCAAAAGAUGCCAAAUCACAAGCAACAAAGGAUGCUAUUGCUAAAUUGUUGGAACUCAAGAAACAAUAUAAGGUUAGAACAAUUAUUGAGAUUCCUAAUUUAAAAAAACCAAAUGUUAUUUUUGUAGGAAUUAACUGGAGCUGAUCAUAAACCCGGAAACCCGCCAGUGGCUUCCGCUCCUCCAAUAUCAAAUAAUAAUGAUGAUCUUUCGAAACAAAUUGAUGCUCAAGGAUUGAUUGUUAGAGAUUUGAAAUCAAAAGAUGCAAAAUCACAAGAAACUAAAGAUGCAAUUGCUAAAUUGUUGGCACUCAAGAAACAAUAUAAGGAGUCAACUGGAUCUGAUUAUAAACCUGCCCCAUCUCCAGCUGCCGCAGCCGUUCCUUCAACUCCUGUUUCUGCUCCAACUUCUUCUAUUGAUGAGAAUGCACUUUUGAAAGAAAUCGAAGAUCAAGGUGCAAUUGUUCGUGAAGCAAAAUCAAAAGAUCCUAAAUCGCAAGAAUCAGCUGAUGCAAUCAACAAAUUGCUCGCUUUGAAGGCUAACUUCAAAAAAGUAACUGGAAAAGAUUUUCCAGCUCCUCCACCACAAGGAAAGAAGAACAAGAAUAAGAAGUAAUCCUGUCAUCAGUUUUGUUUUGUUUUUAAUAGAUGCAAUGAAUUUCUAUUUUGUUAUUUUUUUAAAUUUCAAUCGAUUAAUUAGACACGUUUUUAUUCGUUCAAAUAUUUGUAUCAAAAAAGUUUUAUAAACAAAAACUAGAAAACAAUUAAUUUUUGCAGACUUAUGUUGUUAUGACUAGAAUUGCUAUAUUAGUUCAAAUAUUUAUAUUUUUCAACUUCGUUACAACAAUUAAUUGCGAAGGAUUUUUCGAUGAAGUUUUUCAGAGAAUAAAUAUUCAAGAGGGAACUGCUUGUUAUCGAUUAUUAAAUGGAACAGAUCAAUUUGGAUGUCAUGGUAAACAAAUUGACAAUAAUUAUUUGUUGAAUUCUUGCAAUUUUCAGGUACAUCGAAGAAUGAAAAUGGAUUGCUUGUAGAAAUUAAAAAUGAACAAGGUAUCUUUGAAAAUAUUGGAAAAUGUUUCAAAAAUAUUUAUCCUGAUUAUGAUGGAAUGUUUUGGUUAUUAUUACCUGUUGAAAUGAUAAAGAAGUGAGUUAUUUAUAUUUUUAUAGAAAAAAAAAUUAAAUUGAGUUAUUACAGGAAUACUGUUGCAAUAAUCAAAACAUCAAAUUGUAUAGCCGGUUUGGUUCUUUAUAAUGAGAAAGUAUUCAAUAUUGAUGAUUCAAUCGAAGCAUCUCAUGAUUCAGAAUGUCCAAAUCGUCUUUCUGGUAGGAUUUUUUCUAAACUUUGGUAUUUUUUCAACAAAAACUUACAGAUUUUUACAAAGAUCCAGCGAAAAAUAUAAACUCAAAAGGGGCUAUUUUACCAGAAGGAUUACGAGAUAUUCAUUGGGAUUUACAGAUGGUUUUUAUUGAUAAUUCAACCGAGAUUGAAGUUUUGAAAAAGGUAAAUUACUUUGUAGUUAGUUAAAUUCAAUGAAAUAAUAUGUUUUAGUGUUAUUCCCUUUUCAAUCAACCAAUUUCUGGUGGAACAAUAUCUCAUCCAUAUUGUGGAAUGUCUUUCAAAUUAUCGAAUGCAGCCGCAGGAAAUUCAGAUAUUUGUUAUCGAAGAGGAAUUGAUGCAAUGAAUUCAUUACAAAUUUCUUUGGAUACCAAGUAAAUCAAAAACAAAAAAAUGAAGUCUAAUUUCAAUUUUUCAGCGGACAAAAUAAUGCUCCAUGUAUACCUUUGGUGGGUUAUAACAUUUUUGGUCUACCAAUUGGUCUUUCGACUCUUGCAAAUUUCAGUCGCGAACCAACUUAUAUGGUUUUGGCUUCCAGAGUAAGUGAUAUUCAAAAGUUUUUUGAAUUUUGAAAGUAUUGGGAUAUUUUCUCAUUUGUCUUUCAUUUGAAAUUCUGAGUUUUUUUUUGUAAUUUUAGAUGGAUAGUUUCGGAGUUAUUGCUGAUGUCUCACCUGGUGAAAUAUCUGUUAUAACAUCUCUUAUUGCAAUGAUAUCAGCAGCUCGUUCAAUUGGAACAAAUUUCGAAAAUUGGUCAAAAGCUUCGAAAAAAUCAAAUAAAUAUCUAAUGUUUUCCACAUUUAAUGGAGAAAGUUUUGAUUAUAUUGGAAGCAGUGCAACUGUUCAUCUAAUGAGAAAUUCCGAAUUUCCAUUGCCAAUUUUGAAUAUAACACAAUUGAGAAAUAUCAAUUUGCAACAAAUUGAAUAUGUUGUUGAAGUUCAACAACUUGGAAGUAGUAAAAAUAAGAAAUUGUAUGCACAUGUGGAUAAAAAACGAUAUUCGAAUAAAAAAGAAGAAAUUGACGGAAUUUUGAAGAGAAUUCGAGAAAGUUUAGUGCAAGAUGGUUAUACAAUUAAUAUGUCAAUUGAAAAUGUCACACCACCUUCAAGUUGGCAUUCAUUUGCAAAGUUUGAUGAAAAUGUUCAGAAUUUGGUGAUUGCUCCAUUCGAUGAAACAUAUGAAUAUGGGUAAGAAAAGUUAUGAAAUCUAGUUUUUUAGACGAACAGAAAAUUUCCGUGCAGUUUUAGAACUGAAAAAUGACAACCCCUCACGUUUGAAAAAUUAGUGCUCGAGUGAAAUCUUCGAAAUAAUUAAUUAGAAAUGCCCGAAAUACUCUUAGGUUUUCCCACAAAAAACAUUUUCAUAGCGUGAACUAGAUACAUUUUGAAAUGUUAUUGCACCUCGAACAAGAAAACCAAAUUUUUGUCUAAUUACUUUCAUACUAAUUAUUAUUAUUAUUAUUUCCAGUCGAUUCAAUUCAAUGUUGGAUAAAAAUACAUGGAAUGAUGAAAACAAAAAUAAAGUGAAGAAAGAAAUAGAAGCAGUUUCAAAUUCAAUUCUUUCAACAGCUGCACAAUAUGUUGGAUUGGAAAAUGCUACAAAAGUUGAUGAAAAACUAAUAGAUAUACUUUUUGAAUGUAUGAUUGUGUCGAGAAAUUGGUUUGAUUGCGAUUUUUUCAAAAAAUUGAAUGGCGGAAGAUACGAAUUUAUUGGACGUUAGUUUAUUCUCAUAAUUUUACAAUUGAUAUUCUUUUUUUGUAGAAACGUAUUCAAUGCAAUCGAAAUCAACAUAUAUUGGUGUUGGCGGAAAUAAUCCACUUCGAUUCAUUCUUCAUUGGUUGUAUAUAUUUGCAUUAGGAAGUGAUCGUGAAACACUAAAUGUUAAAGAUGGGAAAAGUUGUAUGCAUUUGUCUGAAAAUCAAGCUGUUUAUAGUUAUGAUUGGCAGCCAAAUCCGUACACUGGAAAUUUCAGUUGCUAUCGUUCUUCUGUUCGAUUUAAUCAGUUACAAUCACCAGCUUUCGAUAUUGAAGGUUUGUUUUUUUUGUGUGAAAAUAUUACAAACUUUAUCUCAAUUCUUUUUCCAGGAUAUUCAAUAAAAAAUAAUCGAACAUAUUCAACAUGGACUGAAUCUGUUUAUACAAUUGAUUCUAUCAAAUUAUUUAUAAUGGAAGAUUCAUCUUUCGAUUAUAUUAUGUUAAUUCUUGCCAUUUUCGUUUUCAUUCUUUCAAUAUUUUCAAUAAGUAAGUUAUAGAAUUUUAAAGAAUUCAGUUCAUAAAAAAUAUUUUUAGCUCGAUGUAAAGAAGACACUUUCAUAAUUGAUGAAGGAGAACAACUUGCUGAAUCUGGCGAACCACUGUAA
Messenger RNA from Caenorhabditis angaria, 4520 nucleotides. The record is from the annotation of a GenBank genome assembly. Lineage: Eukaryota; Metazoa; Nematoda; Chromadorea; Rhabditida; Rhabditidae.